Molecule: messenger RNA, 285 nt
Organism: Rotaria sp. Silwood1
Lineage: Eukaryota; Metazoa; Rotifera; Eurotatoria; Philodinida; Philodinidae
Source: the annotation of a GenBank genome assembly
AUGUCAACUAAGAUGCCCGAACCUAAUCGUCCUAUUGAAGUACGAUGGCUCUCCGGUGAUGUCGUCAACAAUGAAUUCGAAAACUGUUUAAAACAGCGGUGGAGUCAACUUUCUUCUAAAGAUUCAAUUACCGGAAUUCGUGAUAUGCAUCAAUUUGAUGCAGAUACAAAUGGAUCCAUUUCAUGUCGUCGAACUUCACAAUCAAUUCGUACUACGAUCCAUACAUUUAAAAUGCCACCUACUCCUCGAUUAACUGCUAGUCGAAACACCACCGAUGGACAUUAA